This is a messenger RNA of Triticum turgidum subsp. durum (durum wheat), 624 nucleotides long. The record is from the annotation of a GenBank genome assembly. Lineage: Eukaryota; Viridiplantae; Streptophyta; Magnoliopsida; Poales; Poaceae.
AUGCACCUGUUCGGCGAGGACAUCGGCAAAGCGCUGGCAUGGGGUGAGCGGUUCAAGAUCGCUUUGGGUGCGGCCAGGGGCCUAGCCUACCUUCACCACGAGUGCCUCGAGUGGGUCAUUCACUGCGACGUCAAGCCGGAGAACAUCCUGCUCACGCGGAACCUCGACCCAAAGAUCUCUGAUUUCGGGCUGGCCAAGCUGGCCGGGAGGAAGGCCAUUGGCGACGGCGUACAACUCUCCCACAUGAGGGGGACGACGGGGUACAUGGCACCCGAGUGGGCGCUGAGUCUGCCGGUUGACGCCAAGGUCGAUGUGUAUAGCUUUGGCAUCGUGCUUCUGGAGAUCCUGAUCGGGAGCAGGAUAUCUGACCAAACGACCAACGGGGAUCGAUUGGAGAUGUGCCAAAUCAUGCAGGCGCUGAAGAGGAUGGUGGCGACUGGGGAGGUCAUGUCAUUGUUGGAUAGUAGGUUGGAUGGGCAAUUCAACCCUUGGCAAGCCAUGGAAAUGGUGAAGCUCUCAUUGGCGUGCAUGCAGGAAAGGAGCAACCGGCCGACCAUGGAUGACAUCUGCAAAGCUCUUACAGCCUGCGAUGACGAGGACGAGCACCCUGCCUACUUCCGGUGA